AUGAGCAUAAGCGGAAUCCAAAUAGGUGGUGAGAAAAGAGUUGUAUGGAGCGGUCACGCAAGGAUAGCAACAGGGAGGGCCUUGGCAGACAUCCGAACAUAUCAUUUUGACUCUGAAAAAUCCGCUCUUCUUCCAUCAAAGAAAAAGCGUGUCGUCAUCGAAGACACUGAAGGCAGGAGUACCGGUAUCACUCAGGAAGACCUGGUGAUUCUGAAAACUGAAUGCGUAGAAGAUGAAGUCGAAGACAUCGAGGAAGCCUGA
Molecule: messenger RNA, 261 nt
Organism: Cylicocyclus nassatus
Lineage: Eukaryota; Metazoa; Nematoda; Chromadorea; Rhabditida; Strongylidae
Source: the annotation of a GenBank genome assembly